Sitodiplosis mosellana (orange wheat blossom midge) is the source of this 1701-nucleotide messenger RNA. It is a transcript of the gene Nfs1, whose product is annotated as cysteine desulfurase, mitochondrial. Gene Ontology annotation, cellular component: mitochondrion; nucleus; cytosol. Gene Ontology annotation, molecular function: cysteine desulfurase activity; pyridoxal phosphate binding. The transcript has 6 exons. Bases 243 to 1604 code for a protein of 453 amino acids. NCBI's taxonomy places the organism in Eukaryota, Metazoa, Arthropoda, Insecta, Diptera, Cecidomyiidae. Gene Ontology annotation, biological process: [2Fe-2S] cluster assembly. The record is from RefSeq and is a predicted model, not a curated record.
GCGAAAUGCAUGACAGUUCUCGCUCUUGUUAGACUCUCUUUUUGCUGUUGUGUUGGUGCUGUGGAAAAAUGACAAACACACUGUCAAUUGUGUGGAUUAAACGAAUCCAUCGUAUGUCAAUGUUUUGAUCAUGCUCUAAUCGCGUAGUUUAGUUCAGUGUAUAAGACUUCGUGCAAAUAGGCGACAUCGAGUAUUUGUGUUUUUAUCUCUUUGAAAAAGUGAGGCAAUUCGGUCGCGCAAUUAUGUUAAGGCUAUACACACGAAUUAUUGGCCAUGGCAUUCGAAAUGGUCAAUCAAAUGCAACAUCAAAUCAAUUGCGGAUAAUUACGCAAUUGAGACGUAAUUAUGGCGACGAGCAAAAAACCAAAUUCGCAAUCAGUGACGAGGCUAUCGAUGGCAGGCCAUUAUAUUUGGAUGCACAGGCAACCACACCACUUGACCCAAGAGUAUUGGAUGCAAUGCUACCGUAUCUCACGAACUACUACGGGAAUCCACACUCACGCACACAUCAAUACGGUUGGGAGUCAGAAAAAGCAGUCGAAACAGCUCGUGAACAAGUGGCUACUUUGAUUGGAGCCGAUCCAAAAGAGAUUAUUUUCACGUCAGGCGCUACGGAAUCGAAUAAUAUUGCUGUUAAGGGUGUUGCCAGAUUCUACGGCGAAAAGAAGAAACAUGUCAUUACAACUCAAACCGAGCACAAAUGCGUAUUGGAUUCCUGUCGUGCCCUUGAAGCGGAAGGAUUCCGUGUGACCUAUUUACCUGUGCAGACAAACGGAAUCAUUCGAUUAGAGGAAUUAGAGAAAGCCAUCACACCAGACACAUCGCUCGUCUCGAUAAUGACAGUGAACAAUGAAAUUGGUGUGAAGCAGCCAAUUUCAGCCAUUGGAGAUCUAUGCAAAUCGAAAAAUGUUUUCUUUCACACUGACGCCGCUCAAGCCGUUGGCAAAAUUCCAAUCAAUGUAAACGAAUCGAACAUUAGUUUGAUGUCAAUAUCUGGCCACAAACUCUAUGGUCCAAAAGGUAUUGGCGCGCUGUUUGUUCGUCGCAGACCUCGUGUUCGCGUUGAAGCACUACAAAGUGGUGGUGGACAAGAGCGUGGUUUGAGGAGUGGAACAGUACCGACGCCAUUGUGUGUUGGAAUUGGUGCAGCUACCGAUAUUGCACUCAAGGAGAUGACCUAUGAUCACAAAUGGAUCGAAUAUCUAUCGAAUAUCCUGAUCGAACGAAUCAAUAGAGCCUUGCCACAGGUCAUCAGAAAUGGCGAUCCAAUUGAAACAUAUCCAGGUUGUGUAAACUUGUCAUUUGCUUUUGUGGAAGGCGAAUCGCUUCUAAUGGCACUAAAAGAUGUCGCUUUGUCCAGCGGUUCAGCCUGUACAUCAGCAUCAUUGGAACCAUCGUAUGUACUCCGGGCAAUUGGAGCUGACGAAGACUUGGCACACAGUUCAAUUAGAUUCGGCAUCGGUCGCUUCACGACACAAGAAGAAGUCGAAUACACGGCACAAAAGUGUAUACGACACGUUCAACGUUUGCGUGAAAUGUCACCGCUUUGGGAAAUGUCUCAAGAAGGCAUCGACAUUAAGUCAAUUCAAUGGAGUCAACAUUAGGAGAGAAAUAAAAUGUUCCCACUUGCGAUCACUUGUUCUGUAAAUAAGUUUAAGAUGUUUAUUUAGAAAUAUAAAACUACACAAAAUUUAAUUGCAA